Molecule: messenger RNA, 1020 nt
Organism: Neoarius graeffei (lesser salmon catfish)
Lineage: Eukaryota; Metazoa; Chordata; Actinopteri; Siluriformes; Ariidae
Gene: fmoda
Product: fibromodulin a
Molecular function (GO): protein binding
Source: RefSeq, a predicted model, not a curated record
AUGAUGAUGCACCCGCCUUCUCUCCUGUUGAUGACAGGAUUCCUGCACCUUGCUUUGGCUAAUGGGGUUGACCAACUGUCCUGGGUCUACCGCAUGAAAUCCUUGGAGCCUGACAGCACUGGAGGGGAUUGUCCAGCUGAGUGUGACUGCCCUCCAACCUUUCCCAUUGCCAUGUACUGCAACAAGCGUAGCAUGAAACACAUGCCAUACAUCCCCUCUCGCAUGAAAUAUAUUUACCUUCAGCACAACCUAAUAACUGCAGUCUCAGACAAAGCAUUUAUAAAUGGCACCAACUUAGUGUGGGUCAUGUUGCAUGAGAACCAGAUUGCAGAGAUAGGGAAAAGGGCCUUUGCCAGUCUGGUGAACCUGGACCGCCUGUACUUGAGUGGCAACAACCUGACUGAGGUGCCAUCCAACCUUUCUCACUCUUUACGUAACUUACGUCUCAACCACAACAAAAUUGACAAGAUGUCACCCAAUGCUUUUGAAGGCAUGGAGAAUCUGACCACCUUGCUACUCAACCACAAUGCCAUCCAGGACAUGGGCAGCACUCUGAGGGGCCUGAAGUCCCUCACCUUACUCGAUCUGAGCAGAAACCAGUUGAAGAAAGUUCCAGAUAGCCUGCCUGCUAUGCUGCACUAGCUCUAUUUGGGCUCCAACUACAUUGACAUCAUCCCAGGGAACUUCCUUCACCAUUUCACCAACCUGCAGCAUGUGCACUUAUCUCACAGCCUAAUAGAUAAGGGCAUUCCACCGAACACUUUCAAUGUAAGUGGUAUAGUAGAACUGGACCUCUCCUUUAACAAACUGGAGAGUAUCCCAGCAGUUAGCACCAGCCUUGAACACCUCUAUCUACAAGCCAACCAAAUCAAAGAAUUUUCCCUGGGCAGUUUCUGCAGUGUGGUGGGUAACUUCUCCAAGCUAAAGGUCCUGCGUCUGGAAGGGAAUGAGAUCACGCGUAGGGAUGUCCCAUCUGACUCAGCAAUGUGCCUCCGCUUUGCCUCAGACAUCGCCCUGUAA